Oncorhynchus gorbuscha (pink salmon) is the source of this 951-nucleotide messenger RNA. Its product is annotated as olfactory receptor 11A1-like. Lineage: Eukaryota; Metazoa; Chordata; Actinopteri; Salmoniformes; Salmonidae. Gene Ontology annotation, molecular function: olfactory receptor activity; G protein-coupled receptor activity. The record is from RefSeq and is a predicted model, not a curated record. Gene Ontology annotation, cellular component: membrane. The transcript has a single exon. Bases 1 to 951 code for a protein of 316 amino acids. Gene Ontology annotation, biological process: G protein-coupled receptor signaling pathway.
AUGAUGAACUCAACACAACUCACAUCAUUUAUCCUAGCUGGAUAUAGUGACAUUGGACACUUAAAGUACUUGUAUUUCAUUAUAUUAACUGUCUUAUACGUCUCCAUAGUUUUUGCGAACACAGUGCUUAUUGUGGUUAUAUGUAUGGAGAGAAGCCUUCAUGAACCCUUGUAUCUGUUUCUGUGCAGUUUGUUUGUAAAUGACUUGUAUGGUAGCACUGGUUUGUUUCCUGCUCUCAUGACUCAUUUGGUUUCAGAUGACCAUACAGUUUCCACUGUGUGCUGUUACCUACAGAUAUUUGUCUUGUACACAUAUGGAUCUACUGAAUUCAUCAAUUUAGCAGUCAUGUCCUACGACAGGUACCUUGCUAUAUGUUAUCCACUACAGUAUAACGUCAUCAUGACACCCAACAGGGUGUGUAUUUUAAUUUGUGUAAUAUGGUUGUACUCUUUUGUAAAAUUCACCAUACAACUGUCUUUAACUAUUCGUUUGCGAUUGUGUGGAAACGUCAUAGACAAAGUGUAUUGUGACAACUACCUGGUAGUUAAACUUGCCUGUUCAACUUCAGACACGACAGUUAAUAACAUCUCUGGACUCUGUGGUAUUGUUUUGACUGUCGCUGUCCCUUUAAUUACUAUUGUGUUCUCUUAUAUUAAGAUUCUGACCAUUUGUUUGAAAUCUUCCAUGGAGACCAGACAGAAAGCUUUCAGCACCUGUUCUCCUCAUCUGGCCUCGCUGCUCAACUUCUCUUUCGGCUGUUUCUUAACUCUGCUCCAGAGUAGAUUUGAUAGCCCUAUGAGAAAUGUUCCAACUGUACUUCACACUAUUUUAUCAGUGUACUAUCUGAUGUGCCAGCCACUUUUAAAUCCUAUUGUGUAUGGAGUUAGGAUGGCUAAAAUCAGACAGGCUUGUAAUAACAUACUACCUGUAGGUCUGUACCCUAAAACAUAA